CAUUCUGGUGCUCCCCCCUUCGCCCCUAUGGGAAUGGGAGGCCAUUUCUGGUCAAUUGUUUGUGGUGUUGGAUAGCGCGGCUGUGGAUCUGGAUGGAGGUGCUGCUUCCGCGAACAACAGCCGAAGUUGGAGAACCUGGAGUGGCCUGGCUUCCUCAGUUGACGAGUUAAUGGCUUCUCUUCAAUGUUCAAACAGAAUCUUUGACUGUGCACUGGGUAAUUCCAAUGCGCUGCAUGCUGAUGACUUGGGUUUGGCUAAGGCCACGGCUGGGCCUCUAAGCCCAAAGGAGAGACGUAUGGGAAUAACUGAACGCCUCUCAAAAACCCUGACGUGGGGUUUCAGACAGAUCGCGCCAGGGACUGCGAAAAGAAAAAGGCGAGCUUUCAUCCCCUCCAGUUCCAUGGCCAAGUUUUUCUCACGAAAGACCAAAUUUAAAAAUGCGUAUGGUAGAGCAAUGAAAGUGGAAGUGCGACGGGAUCCUGGCAACUUUCUAGAGUUUGAAUUUGUAAUUCCAUCUGGUGACUACAAAUAUAUGCGCUAUGAGGAUCUUCACAUUGAAUGUAAUCGAGACCGUCCUGUGAAUGUACUUGUGUACCUUGAAGGUUCCAGGGAAAUGGGUGAAACCUAUAUACUGCCAGCUGAUAUAAGGGCAAAUGAGAAACUCGAGUUGAACUACUUGAAUCGUGCUAUCACCAUCACCCCUACUAGGGGACAUUUCAUCUCGAGGCUCGGGUUAAUUAUCACAUUGAAACACGUAGCUGAACAGAUCAAGUCAUUGGGAAAAUAGAUUCCGAAGAUUCGGAGGAGAUAUAAGUUCUAUGAAAACGAUACAACAUACUUGUAUGUUUUUACCUUGUUUGCUCACUUUUCCAUUGUUAUAUGAACUAUAUAUAGAUUUUGGUUUGGUUUUUGUUAAUUGAUACAUUUUUAAAGUUUGGUGGUCCAAGUGCCUGAGGGUUGUAGUUUGUGGAUGUGGACGCUAAAGCUAUCCAUGAUGUUUUUGUCAUUUUCUUUUUCUGUUUCGGCCCAUGGAUUUUGUCAUGCUUCAUGAUGGUGAUGUCUCAUAUGCAUAUUUUAUGACUCCUCUAGUAAAUUCAUAUCAAAUUG
Messenger RNA from Corylus avellana, 1107 nucleotides. RefSeq lists its product as uncharacterized. NCBI's taxonomy places the organism in Eukaryota, Viridiplantae, Streptophyta, Magnoliopsida, Fagales, Betulaceae. The record is from RefSeq and is a predicted model, not a curated record.